CCUCCCAGUUCAUCCUGUUUUCACAGAGCCAUGGACCUCACGAUAAAAUGUUAUUGAAGCCACUAACAAAAUGUGAUUUGACUUUCUUGUUAGUCUAAAGGGUUCUACGUUUUCUUCCAAGUGGAUUGCUGUCAGACUUUGAUUGAUUGCCCCGGUGUCUAGAUUUGUACGUCAACAUAAGACAUUCAGAGAAGAAAUGAGGGUACUAUUAAUCAACUUUGCCACCUUCAGUCUGUGGCUUCUACCAACGGUGCAAAAGGAGGAUGCUGUGAAGACCUUGGACUAUCUGAACCUCAGCACAUUUGACUCCCUCUCACAGCCCUCUCCCUAUGACAUAAGAAGGUUAGGGGUAGAUGGAAACAUUGGAGCUGCAAUGAAAGUCAAACACCUUUCCAAAGACUUCCAGAUCGUAUCCACCAAGACUAAGUCCCCAAACUAUAGCUCUGUGGGCCCACAUGGCUGGUCACAGAACCUCUCCCUACCCCUGGAUCAGUCACAGUUACACUCCAAACCCAAGCCCCCCAUGAAAGCACCUAUCAAAGCUAAGAAGACCUUUGGCUGGGGAAACUUCUACCUCAACAUCAAAACCACCAAGUUCAGCCUACUGGUGACAAGUAAGAUAGUGGACCACAUCAACGGCACCUUCAGUGUGUACUUCCAUCACAAUUCGUCCCAUCUGGGGAAUAUCUCAAUGAGCAUUGUUCCUCCCUCCAAACCCGUGGAAUGGGAUGAUGUGGGAAGCCCGGAGCUCCAGUUCCAGAAUCAGCCACAGUCUACCAUCAAUGCGCACCUGCAAGAGAUGAAGGCCCUCAACUGCAGGGUGGAGUACCAGAGGACCAACAGGGCCAAGAAGACCAAACCCUGCCUCUAUGACCCCUCCCAGACCUGCUACUCAGAACACACCCAGUCUCACGCCGCCUGGAUCUGUGCCAAGCCCUUCAAGGUCUUCUGUGUAUUCAUCUCUUUUCUCAGCACCGACUACAAACUGGUGCAGAAGGUCUGUCCAGACUACAACUUCUAGGCAGAUCUCCAGCAAUUUGGUGGACGAGGAUAGUCGAUGAACGAGAAAGGUUGAUAAGGCAUGUUUUUCUACAUCUCCUAUCCCAGUGGAGAAAGGGGCUUGUGCUGAACGGCAAGGAUGGAUGGUCCCACACCAACAUUCAGGCCUCACACAGACAUUCAGAUGGAGAGCUUUGUGUUUAGUAGAAUGGAAGUCAGCAGCAUAUGGACAAUAACCUAAAAAAAAAAAUUCACCACUGAAGGGUAGAAGACAGAAGAUCAAGUAGGAUAAUAGUAAGAUUAUUUUGUAAACUAUUUGUGGUAAAAUAUUGACUUGGGGGGAGUGAUGCCCUAUGUGCAUGCCAAUUCCAGCACAACACUAAUCCCUGCUUUUGUUACUUGUGGUUAUGUUUGGGGAAAUGUUCUGCUUAUUUGUCACACGUUGCCCCUUACAUGAACAUUUUCCCUGUUAGUUUGGGGGUAUCCUAACGCAACCAAGGCAAGGUAUCUGGAUGUUGAUUAUUGAGUUUGGUCAUACUGUAUGAUUCACAUACGGAAUCUACAUUUUAUUAACUUUUACAAGCAGAUAUGAAAUGAUGUAUGAUGGAAAGCAAAAUGUAGAUUUGAAAUGCAUAUUAAAAUGAGUAGGUUUUUUGCUUGAUGUGAUAUUGAGUUCAUACAUCACACACUAAGUUUCCUAAUGAGUUGGGACAACAACAUUAGUAAGGAAAACUAACUGUACUGUACAGAAAUAAAGCAGCUGUUCUGGACAGAAACAAAGAUCUGGAAUUUAAUUUGUGUGAAUUAGUGCUCAAUUCGCAUGCGUCCCGUCAAUAUUUCACUAUCUCAUUAUCGGCGCUUCAAGACAUGCUCUCUCUAUCACUGCCACAAAUAGUGUUGGUGAGUGAGUAUGUCCUGCGUAUACUUACCUGUAUACUUACCUGCUAUUGCAAUGUGUGAAGUGUUUUUUAAACCAGCCGACAAUGUGCAAGUUUAUAGAUACUACUAGGAUAAUACACGUAGCUGUCUUUCACAGUUUUUCAAUAGGCAUAUUGCACCUAUACGUUUGUCAUAUCUUUUGGCAGAUGCAUGGUUAUGACUUUUCUUGAUUUGUAAAUGAUUUGUUAAAAAUAGGUCAGUAUGUUGCCUUGAGUGAUUAAUCUGAGGUUUAAACCCUAAAUGAUUCAUCUCAGAUUUGGCUGUUGGACUAUAGAAAUGGUCAUUAUGGUGUGUAUCACCAUUACUAUAUUGACUGCUAUUUAGACAGGUUUAUUCUACCAUUUUAAACCAAACAUUAUUUAGCAAAAUGCUAAUUGAACAUCCCUCUGGCCAAAGUAAGAGAUGUUGCAUAAUAUCAUGCAGCAAGGGUUUGGCCAGUAAAUAAACAAACCUUGAUUACUUUGUAUCUCUCCCACAUGUGCGCAGUAAUCUAUUGUUUACUUAGCAGUGGGGUGAGAGGGGCAGCCUCCCCUGCAGGUGUCCAAGUGUGCUUUAGCCAGUGUGGAGCUAUGGACAGGGCAGGACAGCCUAGCCAGAGAUGUGGACCCUAACCCUGCCACUGAGGCUAGAGUUUAAACUACAAAAUCAUCCAAAGAUACAAAGAGAUGGAGAUAGAGAGAAACAGAAACAUACCCAGAGAAAGGAAGGUAGGAGAAAAUGUGACUGACAGAAUUAAUGACUGAUUGGUUGGGUG
This is a messenger RNA of Oncorhynchus masou masou (cherry salmon), 2692 nucleotides long. RefSeq names its product neurexophilin-2-like. The transcript is spliced from 2 exons. The record is from RefSeq and is a predicted model, not a curated record. Lineage: Eukaryota; Metazoa; Chordata; Actinopteri; Salmoniformes; Salmonidae. Gene Ontology annotation, molecular function: signaling receptor binding. Bases 197 to 1021 code for a protein of 274 amino acids.